Molecule: messenger RNA, 2058 nt
Organism: Oryza brachyantha (malo sina)
Lineage: Eukaryota; Viridiplantae; Streptophyta; Magnoliopsida; Poales; Poaceae
Product: probable inorganic phosphate transporter 1-8
Exons: 1
Coding region: 206-1819 (537 amino acids)
Biological process (GO): phosphate ion transport; transmembrane transport
Cellular component (GO): membrane
Molecular function (GO): phosphate transmembrane transporter activity
Source: RefSeq, a predicted model, not a curated record
GUGACAACCAAGCAGCAGGCCGAGCUGACUCGAGGUCGGAGCUCUUGUCCGCACACUGACAAGCCGAGCAUUCGUGCUGCGGCUACAUAUACCGGAAGCUCUCGUGCCAUUUCUGCACAAGGAGCUCGAGCCAAAGCAGAGAGAGCCAGCUUCGUGGUCGUGGUCGUGGUCGUCGAAUUCUCUGAGCUCGAGGGGCAGGGACGCCAUGGCGCGGCAGGAGCAGCACCUGCAGGUGCUGAGCGCGCUGGACGCGGCGAAGACGCAGUGGUACCACUUCACGGCCAUCGUCGUCGCCGGGAUGGGGUUCUUCACCGACGCGUACGACCUCUUCUGCAUCUCCCUCGUCACCAAGCUGCUCGGCCGCAUCUACUACACGGACCUCACCAAGGAGAACCCCGGCAGCCUGCCGCCGAACGUCGCGGCGGCGGUCAACGGCGUCGCGUUCUGCGGGACGCUCGCCGGGCAGCUCUUCUUCGGCUGGCUCGGGGACAAGCUCGGGCGGAAGAGCGUGUACGGGAUGACGCUGCUGAUGAUGGUCAUCUGCUCCGUCGCGUCGGGGCUCUCGUUCUCCAGCACGCCGACCAGCGUGAUGGCGACGCUCUGCUUCUUCCGCUUCUGGCUCGGGUUCGGCAUCGGCGGCGACUACCCGCUGUCGGCGACCAUCAUGUCGGAGUACGCCAACAAGAAGACCCGGGGCGCGUUCAUCGCCGCGGUGUUCGCGAUGCAGGGGUUCGGGAUCCUCGCCGGCGGCAUCGUCACGCUCAUCAUCUCCUCCGCCUUCCGCGCCGGGUACCCGGCGCCGGCGUACCAGGACGACCGCGCCGCCUCCACGGUCCGUCAGGCCGACUACGUGUGGCGCAUCAUCCUCAUGCUCGGCGCCGCGCCGGCGCUGCUCACCUACUACUGGCGGAUGAAGAUGCCGGAGACGGCGAGGUACACCGCCCUGGUCGCCAAGAACGCCAAGCAGGCGGCGUCCGACAUGUCCAGGGUGCUCCAGGUAGAGAUCCAGGAGGAGCCCGAGAAGCUGGAGGAGAUGGUGAGCCGCAACAACACCUUCGGCCUCUUCUCCCGGCAGUUCGCCCGCCGCCACGGCCUCCACCUCGUCGGCACCGCCACCACGUGGUUCCUCCUCGACAUCGCCUUCUACAGCCAGAACCUGUUCCAGAAGGACAUCUUCACCAGCAUCAACUGGAUCCCCAAGGCCAAGACCAUGAGCGCGCUCGAGGAGGUGUUCCGCAUCUCCCGCGCCCAGACGCUCAUCGCCCUGUGCGGCACCGUGCCGGGCUACUGGUUCACCGUUGCGCUCAUCGACGUCGUCGGCCGCUUCGCCAUCCAGCUGCUCGGCUUCUUCAUGAUGACCGUCUUCAUGCUCGGCCUCGCCGUGCCGUACCACCACUGGACCACCAAGGGCAACCACAUCGGCUUCGUCGUCAUGUACGCCUUCACCUUCUUCUUCGCCAACUUCGGCCCGAACUCCACCACCUUCAUCGUGCCCGCCGAGAUCUUCCCGGCGCGGCUGCGCUCCACCUGCCACGGCAUCUCCGCCGCCGCCGGCAAGGCCGGCGCCAUCGUCGGCUCGUUCGGCUUCCUCUACGCCGCGCAGGACCCGCACAAGCCCGACGCCGGGUACAAGCCCGGGAUCGGCGUGCGCAACUCGCUCUUCGUGCUCGCCGGCUGCAACCUGCUCGGCUUCAUCUGCACCUUCCUCGUGCCGGAGUCCAAGGGGAAGUCGCUGGAGGAGAUGUCCGGCGAGGCCGAGGAGGACGACGAGGUCGAGAUGGCCGCCGGCGGCUCGGCCGUGCGGCCUCAGACGGCGUAGUGCGGCGACGUACGUGUACGGUAGCGCACAUGAAUAUAGCGUAGGUUUCACUUAAUUUACUUACCACUGUUAUUAUUAUACUCCUACUUGUUUUUGUCUAUGUGAUAUUGUUAAUCAUGAACACAUGAUCAUGUUUUGUUAGGUCAAGAGGCAAAGAAAUGUGGGUUAGAUACUUCAAAUAUGUAAACUCUGUUUUAAGUAUUUGGCCACUCAGGAAAUAAUUCUUGGAGACCAGCAAA